AUGGUACUGUCCGUCUUUCCAUUCCUGUUGCCGGCCGAGUUUGAGAGCGCGUGUCGAGAUCUGGCCGAUCGCUGCACUUCAGCCCAAAGUGCCGGGGGUUGGUUCAUUCGACUUGUCACACAGGAGGCGCUGGUUCGUACCGGUCUCAACCCAAAAUUACAGGUAGAUUAUGAUAUUGUGCUUUCCCCCACAUAUCAGGUCCCUGUGUUGUAUUUUGCACUGCGAUGGCACCAUUAUGAUGGCCCGGUGGGGUUGGAUGCCGUCUAUCGUUAUGUGGUCCCGGAGCAAUACCAAAGAGAAUUGAAGAGUGUGGGAAUCAUGGGUGGGAUCAGCUUUGGUUAUCAUCCAGAGUCGGGCUCUCCGGCCUUCUUUGUUCACCCGUGCAACACAGCCGACGCCAUGGCGCAGGUGACAGACGCUCGGAGCGCUACUGCUGGGACGUAUCUUCUCAUCUGGCUCGGCCUCGUAGGUCAUUGUGUGAACCUGCACAUCUCACGCGAGCUGGUGACCUCUGAUAGUGCCGGACUAUCCUGA
Messenger RNA from Penicillium longicatenatum, 534 nucleotides. Its product is annotated as ATG3/ATG10 family protein. Gene Ontology annotation, biological process: protein modification by small protein conjugation; protein lipidation; macroautophagy. Gene Ontology annotation, molecular function: Atg12 transferase activity. The record is from RefSeq and is a predicted model, not a curated record. Lineage: Eukaryota; Fungi; Ascomycota; Eurotiomycetes; Eurotiales; Aspergillaceae. Bases 1 to 534 code for a protein of 177 amino acids. Gene Ontology annotation, cellular component: intracellular anatomical structure. The transcript is spliced from 3 exons.